Molecule: messenger RNA, 1182 nt
Organism: Botrytis porri
Lineage: Eukaryota; Fungi; Ascomycota; Leotiomycetes; Helotiales; Sclerotiniaceae
Exons: 1
Coding region: 1-1182 (393 amino acids)
Molecular function (GO): pectate lyase activity
Source: RefSeq, a predicted model, not a curated record
AUGGUUUCAUUCAGAACCCUCGCUAUCCUCAUGCUCUCUGUUAUCGCAGUUGAUGCCGCAGGAGUCGUUGGCAAAGCUGAAGGUUUCGCUGCUCUAGCCACUGGAGGUGGAAAUGCUGCUCCUGCAUCCCCAAAAACCAUCGAAGAGCUUGUUAACUGGCUCACCGAUAGUGUUCCCCGUACCAUCGUUCUUGACAAAACCUGGGAUUUCACAAACUCUAUGAAAACAAAAUCUGAGCUGGGCUGCAGACCUCGCUCAAAUACAUGUAAAAACGAUGAAGGACAAGAUUCAAUCGAUAUCAAUGGCUGGUGUGAACAGUCUGGAAAUGCUGAUCCAACUCUUCCCAAGCCAACCGUUACUUACGAUGUCGCCGGUAUUCCUCCAAAUGCUAUCAAGCUCGGUUCCAACAAAUCCAUUGUGGGUUCUGGAUCUCUUGGAAAGAUCAAGGGUAGAGGUUUCUACAUUGCAGGUGCUAAGAACAUUAUCAUCCAGAACGUUGAGUUCGUCGAGAUGAAUCCCAAGUACAUUUGGGGUGGAGAUGCUAUCUCCGUUGAUGGCACCGAUCUUUUGUGGAUCGAUCACGUCAAGAUAUCCAGAAUUGGUCGUCAAUUCAUCACCAUGGGACCAGGUGCUUCCAACCGUGUUACCAUUUCCAACUCUGAGUUUGAUGGUACUACUCUUUGGUCUGCUAAAUGCAACAACCGUCAUUACUGGAUACUCUACUUCACUGGAUCCCAAGACACUGUUACUUUCAAGGGCAACUACAUCCACAACACCAGUGGUCGUGGACCCAAGGUUGGAGGCUUGCACUCAUCCGUCGCACCAAAUGUAUUUCUCCAAGCUGCCAACAACUACUGGUCAGAUAUCGCAGAAGGAAACGCAUUCCAAAUUGGCGAGGGAGCAAAGGUCCUUGCUGAGGGCAACAUUUUCGAGAAAGUUAUUACACCCACCAUCUUCGACGUUCCCAACAACCCUCUUUGGUCUUCAAGCAGUGGUGUUGCAGGAUGUGCUUCGAUCCUUGGCCGUAACUGCGUUUCUAACAGCCUUGUCGCAUCCGGGUCGUUCGUUGGAACCAACACUGAUGUCUUGAAAGUUGCAAAGGGAUUGACUCUUGCUGCUGUUGCUGAUGUCACAACCACCAAGGCCAAUGUUCUUAAGAACGCUGGUAUUGGAAAGAUUUAA